AUGACCAUCGAUCAAGCUCUAAUCAAAAGGAAACUCCUCAAUAUUGCCACCACUGGCAGAUUUGCCACUUUUACCCCAGAGGAAAUAAACCAUCACACCAAACAGCUCAAAUCAUACCUUCAAAACCAUCAAGAUAAGCUUGACUCCGUUGAAUUGUUUCAACUCUUUGAGUUAGAUUUCUACUUGUCGUUAAUCACAGGACAUGAUAUUGAAGCCAAAACAGUGCUUGAAAGAUUGAAUGAUCAAUUCGGUAACAAAGUUUCGUCUCAACGUAUAAAACUACUCAAAUCAAUCUAUUUUGAAGCAAUGGGGGAUUUACAAAGUGCAGGAAAAGUAUUGAGUGAGGACCCAGAUGAAUUGUUAUUAUCGAGAAGACUCACGACAAUGUCUAGGAACGAUGGAGUGAAAUAUGUUAGCAAUCUCAUCUACUACUUGAAUUUGGCACCUGGUGAUGUUGUUGCUUGGUGUGAGUUGGCUGAUGAAUAUGCCAAAAUGAAGGAGUACAUGAAGGCCAUUUAUUGCCUUAAAAGAGUACUUACAAAUCAACCAGAUGCGUAUGUUUUGUACAACAAUAUUGGGUCAUACUAUUAUCAAUUAUCACUUGAAUCCACUAAAGAUAAAAAUGAGCUAUUACAAUCAAGUGUAAAGGAGUAUUUGAGACUGCUUGAGAUUUACGAAGACAAUCGUUCCACGUGGGAAGGCUUGUUCAAUGCAGUACAAGACAUGGAAAAUAGUCCCCGAAAAGAGAAGUUGGUGAAAAUUUGUGAGAGGCAAUUGAGCAAGGCCUAG
Lodderomyces parapsilosis is the source of this 789-nucleotide messenger RNA. RefSeq lists its product as uncharacterized. The transcript has a single exon. The record is from RefSeq and is a predicted model, not a curated record. Gene Ontology annotation, cellular component: EMC complex. NCBI's taxonomy places the organism in Eukaryota, Fungi, Ascomycota, Pichiomycetes, Serinales, Debaryomycetaceae. Gene Ontology annotation, biological process: protein folding in endoplasmic reticulum. Gene Ontology annotation, molecular function: protein binding. Bases 1 to 789 code for a protein of 262 amino acids.